UGUAAGGAGUUGUGUGAAGAUGCUUCUGUUUUGGGUUAUGCUACAUGUUCUUCUUUAUCAAAGAAUUACAGAUGCCUUAGUUCCAGUGGUCACAGCCCAGCUGGGCAAACCUGUGACUUUAACAUGUGAUUUGAACAUGGAGUUUGAGAGCCUGGACUGGCUUCACUGGUACAAGCAGACUACAGGAGAUGCUCUCAAAUUAAUUUCAGUCCUGCAGAAGAAUGCAAACCCUAUUUAUGGAGCUGGAUUUUCUCCCUUAAAUUUCAACUCAUCAUAUGAUAACAAAAUGUUUAAUCUGACGAUCUUGAGGACUGCUAAAGAAGAUAAAGGAAUGUAUCACUGUGUGCAUAUGAACCGGUAUAAAUCUAUAUGGAAUGGGAGUUACUUAUCAUUAGAAGGAAACACAGAGACAACAUCAAGCUACCGUGUUGUUCAGCAGCCAGCUGUUCUAGAUCCAUCCCGUCCAGCAGAGUCAGAUACUCUGCAGUGUUCACUCCUUUCUCAGCCUGAGGAAAAGACCUGUUCAGGAGAACCCAGUGUGUUCUGGUUAAGAGCCAAACCAGACAAGUCUGUUCCAGAUCUUAUCUUCACUGAUGGAAAAACACCUGAAAAUUGUGAGAAGCCAUCAAACGCUGAAAAGAGAUGUAGUUAUAACUUCUCUAAGAAGGUUUCCCCUUCUGAUCUUGGAACAUACUACUGUGCAGUGGCCACAUGUGGAGAGAUAUUACUUGGAGAUGGAACUAGAGUUGAAAUUGCUCAUUCAUUAAGUGACAUGUCUUUAGUAAUAACAAUGAUCUGCUUGGCCAUAUCUGUGCUUUUGAAUAUUGGCUUAAUUUGUUGCCAAACUCACAGGAGAUCACUCAAAAACAGAAAAAGAUCUUCUUCACAAACACAACAUAAUCACACAAGGCAACCUGAUGAGUUUACAGAAGAAGGAGAGCAUCUGACCUAUGCUGCCUUACAUUUCUCUACAGGGACGGAGAACAGGAGAGAGUUGAAGACUAAAGAAAGUGUGUAUUCAAAUGUCAGAUUCAGUCAUUUAGAAUAUACAUCCUGAUGAAGCUCCUUUGUCUGAUUAAAUAUACCUUAAAAAAAACGACAUUUAAAACGGUAAUUCAAUAUAUCAAAUUAACACCAUAUUUCUGUGCUUCAAAUGUGUUUAUUGGUCUGAAGUGAUCUCAGUUGUCAUAUUAUCAUUAAGUGGAAAAAUGUCAUGAUUAUUAAAUGUGUGGAAACAAAAUCUAUAUUAUGCAUUUUUUUUGGUGAACUCAG
This is a messenger RNA of Cyprinodon tularosa, 1272 nucleotides long. RefSeq lists its product as uncharacterized. Lineage: Eukaryota; Metazoa; Chordata; Actinopteri; Cyprinodontiformes; Cyprinodontidae. The record is from RefSeq and is a predicted model, not a curated record. The coding region runs from base 20 to 1057 and encodes 345 amino acids. The transcript has 6 exons. Gene Ontology annotation, biological process: response to bacterium.